GAGAUUUUUAUCUCUUUAUUACUCAUGUUCACUACUGAACUAGUACUGGUAUAUGUACCUCUCUUUCUUCGUCAUCCUCUUUGUUCCCCUAAAAUCUCUCCCCUCCAUUUUCGCCCUUUCACAGGCGCCAUCAGUUCCUCACCCACACAGCCCUUUAGAUCUGUUGUGCAAAAUCGAAAAAAAAAAAUGAAUAGAUGCGGUUAUCAGCAGAAGGCCAUUAUGGGUUGUGUUGGAGUUGGAGAAAUUAGACGGGCAGAUAUCUCUGUCUCUGAUGGUCUUGUUUGCCCCAAACCUCGCCGGAACGGGCUUUUCAACGAACCCAUCAGACCUUCUCGAUUUCUGCAAAUCAAUAAUCAGCAAAUGAAUGAUUAUGAUUUGAAAGCCGGAACUGAACUUCUGGAUAUCAUCCUCACCAAGGGGAGCUAUGAUGUAGAGAUGACCAAUUUUGAGAUGGAUUCAUCACCACCAUUCUUUUUUGGGUCUCCGCCCAGCAGGGUUUCGAAUCCCCUGAUUCAGGAUGCCCAAUUCGGCAACGACAAUUUUGUUCCUAUACUAGCAAUUCCAGAAGGAGCACCUUCACCACCACCCUCCUUUACUCCGACUUGUGGUCGUAACAAUGGAGGCGGCUGUGUUCCAGUGAAGUUUGGGAUUAAGCCAGCUGCUGUGAGGAUUGAAGGCUUCAACUGCUGCAGCAGCAUCUCUGCUGUAGCUUAGGUAAAUCAUGUUGCAGAGAUGAUAAUGAUAACAACUACAACAAAGAAAAAGAUAUUAAAAAGUGAAGUUUUUGGGGAGAGAUGAGUAACCAAAACAAAUUCGUUUUAGUCUUGUAUAUAUAGAGUGAAAGAAAGAGGGUCACCAUGAGUUGUGUACGAUAUCCUGUCAUUCAAAUCUUGUUUGUGAAUAUGUUUAUGAGGUGAUGAAUGAGUGUUAAGUUGAGAUCGUAAAAACAAUAAACGGAGAAACCCAAAGAGUAGAGAGAGGCCAAAAAAUUGCCCGCUUCCUAUUGGGAUUGUUAGUUUUUUCUUUUAAGCAUUAGGCUUAAGUUAUGUAAUGAGUAUCUACUGUAGUGUGAGAGACUCUUAAGAGGCUUCGUCUUUGUGACUGAAAAGUUUGUCGCUCUUGUCCUUCAUUGUAAUUGUAAUUCAAAGGAGAGGAGAAGAUGAUCGUCUUUUGACAAAUUCUUUUCAUCUUGUAUUUAUUCUACUAAUUGUGCUAAUUUAUUUUUCCCUGUGCUACUGAUUUGUUUAUAAUUUCUGCUGUAUCGUUGCAAGGAAGAACGUGUAAUGAACUUUUUUCUGUCAAGCUAUGUUUAUCAACGCUGUAGUUAUAGAUUUUUUUUACACAUAUCUUUAUGAAAGGUGCAUUUAAUUGCAUUAUUAUCGGCACUACUAUGUUUAUGUGAUUCUGCUCAAGGAAUUUAAACUUAUCAUAUAGCUAUCACUGACUUGAGCCGUGACAUUCCCAGGUUAGUGAUCUUCUUUAUUUAGCUCAGAUAACACUUGUUUAUAUUAAAUUGAUGUUCUUUUGAUUAAAAAGUCUGUUGUUUUGAGGAAUGAAUGUAAAAUAUUAGUUUCAGUUGAACCCAUUUUCAUACCAUAGGAAGCAAAAUUGUGUAGUCCUGGAAUAGUAAAGAAAUGGGUCUUCGUAUGUUCAUUUUCAGCAGUUAUGUAAAUCACACCGGCUCUCUCUCUUAAUAAGAUAAAUCAAAACUCAAUACUUAAUACUUUUUGAUGAUAGAGUCGUCUAAAAAUAUAAAAGAAUAGUCAGGUCCAAAGAGACCAAAGAAGAGGGCUUAACUGAAGAGACAGAAUUUCAAAUUGUUUCCAUUAUAAGUGCAAGUAUGACCAGAAACCUUUAUCAGUUUGUAGUUAUUCUUUCUCUGAUUGCAUUAUUAGAUAAGUUAGUUAAUAGUGGUGAAGGAGAGAUAUCCUUUUUAAUUAGAUGCAGAACAUGUUUAAACAAUUAAAACAUCUGAAUAGGCGACCUUUUAAAUUAUGCAGCUGUGCACGUUCCUAGGGGCCGUUACAAUAUGUACCUCUCAAUCAAUGGGAUGCGAUAAAUGUAAAAGAUUUUAUGUCCCGCAACUUGAAACUUCUCAAGGACUUCAUAUUCAUUUCCCCCCUCUAGUGUCCUCUUUCCCUGCUUUUGAGUUUGUUUAUCCAAAAAUUGUUUUGCUAGAUUGGUUAUUGAAUAUUAAGUGAAUUGAGCUUUGCACUUGGUUUGUUCUGUCACAUUUUAAAUUCAUGCAGCUUAAAGAUCGGUCACUCAGAUUUUCUAAGAUAAUGCAUCAUGCCAAUUGACCCAAUGUCUUGGAUAUAUUGGAGGCAAUGUAUGGUCCUUGGAGUUGUUAAGCCAUCUAUUGUGGAUCCAGCUGAUAUCAAGGGUGUCGUUGGUGCUAAAUUUGUGCAGUCCCAUUGUGGGCACUUUAUGUGGCUCCUCAGCCUCCUGUUGACUUAGUGCAGAAUUUCAGGUCCAAAGUUUAUAUAGCUGAAUCAUUGAACUUGAGAUGCUGGGGCAUUAUUUACAUAUGAUACAAUGAACUUCUACAAUCUGGAGUUGAAAAAUACUAAUGUGGUUCAUCUCUCAACAUAUGAGGACUUCAUCGAGAAGAAUGAUAUGGUUUUCGUACCAGAUGACUAGGAAAGUUGCUCCAAGCAAAGCAUUGCUUUUACAAUCGAGAAAUAUCCGAGUAGUUACUCAGUUGAUGAUGGACUCUCUUCUACCUUCUUCACUUAAACACCAAGCUCUUUGUCUUCGAAUGGCUCCAACCAAAUGCAUUUCAAGUUUACAAUGAAAGAUCAGCUGGGAGAAUAGUCAUGCUGUUUAGGCUAGCACUGUUGUUUGGCUUUUCCUUUUGUGUUGUUCGUAAAGAUUUGGUAAUUGCUAGCACUGUUGUUUGGCUUUUCAACCAAUUGCUUUAUAUUUGUAAAGAUUUGGUAGCUGGAAAUUGAUUUCAAGCCAUCUCUACUUGAAACUCAACACGCUUUGGUUUAAAUCCAACUAUUUGGGCUGGUCGGAUAGAA
Molecule: messenger RNA, 3023 nt
Organism: Solanum tuberosum (potato)
Lineage: Eukaryota; Viridiplantae; Streptophyta; Magnoliopsida; Solanales; Solanaceae
Exons: 5
Coding region: 25-714 (229 amino acids)
Source: RefSeq, a predicted model, not a curated record